AUGGCCGAUUUAGGGGGUCAGCAAGGCCGGAACUACCGGCCUUACGGACAUCCCUCCGCUUUCCAGCGUGAUGCAGCAUUUUCCGAGAUUUUCGGCGGAGCACCUGGACGCUCUCAAACUAUGACCUCCCAGACUCCCCAGUUCUCCCAGGAUCGGGCCCAUACAAUGUCAUCACACGUGCCGCACCCGCAAAUGCAGAGGGGUCCGCCACCACCCGCGCGCCAGAUGCAGAAUGGAUACGCCCCGGGAACUCCGAACGGUCGCUACCAAACGCUGGAUUCGAGACCGAACCCCGGGCCACAAUACCCGGAUCCAAAGGGUUAUGCUCGACCGCCGCCCCACCCGGCCCUGAACUCAGACAGCUACAGAUCAAGGUCAAUGGCAAGGUUAGGAGGGCCACCGAUGUAUCAGCCACCAUCCAGUGGCUUCAAUCAUACUUCUGCAGAAUAUUCCCGCCAGAAGCCUUAUAACGCAGCAGCCCCUAUGACACCCCAAGGACGACCAGUCCCGGAGAGACAUCACAAUGAGCGCUCCAUGUCAUUGACCACGUAUGCCACUGAUCGCGACCAUGCCCAUACGACACAGACUGGGCGGGUGAUUCCGCCCAGACGACAGCCUUCUGGUCCUAGCGAGCCCCCAGAAAACCCAUAUCCGGCGGAUGCGACGAGCGCCUACGAUGUCGGCGGAAAGCCUCGGCCCCCAAGCGAUGGUUCCAUGAAUUCACGUACCAUGUCUAUGGCAUCCACUGUUGUACCGGAUCGUACUAUGAGCAUGCAAAGUCAGAUUGCUCAGAAACCAAGCAACCAGUCGACUCUUGUCCAAAGCAAUUCUCGUCGGAAUAAAGUGCCGCUAGUUUACCCAGCCUUGCUGUCGCGAGUGGCAGACGUCUUCCGUGAGAGGAUUGCGCUCGGUGAACGGCAGAAGAACGGACUGUCAUAUCAGAAUGCCUUCAGUGGUGCGGAGGCGGUGGAUUUGAUUGGCUUCAUCAUCAAGACUCUUGAUCGCAACUUGGCUCUUCUGCUGGGGCGCGCUUUGGAUGCGCAGAAGUUCUUCCACGAUGUGACAUACGAUCACCGGCUCCGAGAUGCUCCCGGUGAGAUUUACCAAUUCAAAGAAACCAUGGGGGAGGAAGCACCCAGUUCGGAUGUAAAUGGAGUUUUCACCCUAUUGACCGAAUGCUACUCGCCGACAUGUACCCGUGACAGCUUAUGCUACUCAAUUGCUUGCCCCAGAAGGCUGGAACAACAAGCUAGACUCAACCUGAAACCGCAGCCGGGACUCCGUUCGUCCGCCUCCAAGGGCAGUCUGCACGGAGAUGAUGAUGAUAACGACAAUCAAAAGCUGUGGAUCAACAUGGUUCCUAAGGAGAUCUCUGAUAGUAUUGACGAUCGCGAGAAAAAACGUCAAGAAAUCAUCUUUGAGAUCAUGUACACGGAACGCGACUUCGUUAAGGAUCUCGAGUACUUGCGGGACUUCUGGAUGAGGCCAUUGCGGUCUGCAGCCAACGCUACUCUCUCACCAAUCCCAGAACAUCGACGAGAGAAGUUCAUUCGCACCGUAUUCGGAAACUGCUUGGAGGUUUUGAAGGUCAACGGCGGAUUGUGCGAGGCUCUUAACGCUCGACAGAAAGAGAAUCAUGUCGUCAAGACAGUCGGUGACAUAUUCCUGCAGCAUGUGCCUCGCUUCGAUCCGUUCAUCAAAUACGGUGCCAAUCAGCUAUACGGAAAGUACGAGUUUGAGAAGGAAAAGGCAUCGAACCCGGCUUUUGCGAGAUUCGUUGAGGAGACGGAACGGCUUAAAGAAUCACGAAAAUUGGAAUUGAAUGGAUAUCUCACCAAGCCUACCACUCGUCUAGCAAGAUACCCCUUGCUUCUCGAGCAGGUGGCUAAAAACACCGCGGACGACAACCCUGACAAGCAAGACAUCCCUAAUGCCAUUAAGCUUAUCAAGGACUUUUUGUCACGCGUCAAUGCCGAGAGUGGAAGGGCUGAAAACCAUUUCAACCUCGUGCAGCUCAACUCAGCCUUGAAGUUUCCCCCAGGCGAAUACGUUGAUCUCAAGCUGACCGAAGAAAACCGCCAAAUGCUGACAAAAAUGGCGUUCAAAAAGACGCCCACAGACAGUUCUGAGGUCACUGCCUACCUUUUCGAUCAUGCAGUUCUCCUGGUGAGAAUCAAAAUCGUGAACAAGCGAGAAGAGUACCGAGUAUACAGGAAACCCAUCCCUCUGGAACUUCUGGUCAUCGCUCAAAUGGAUGAAGUGAUCCCCAGGGUUGGCGUCGCUAAGAGGCCAUCCUCGAGUUUACUUCCCAACAAGACUGCUGCCAACCCUCCUACAACCAAAGAUGGCCUUCCCAUCACCUUUAGGCAUCUCGGCAAGGGCGGGUACGAGCAGACUUUGUACGCCACUUCUCCUACGCAGAGGAGGAAAUUCAUUGAGAUGGUGGAAGAGCAGCAAAGAAAGCUCAGGGAGCGGAACAGUAAUUUCUACAACAAGACUGUUCUUUGCGAGAAGUUCUUCACGUCCGUCAACCGGGUGAACUGCCUUGUUCCAGUGGACGGUGGCAGGAAGCUCGUGUAUGGUACAGAUAGCGGCAUUUACCUUUCUGAACGUUGGCCAAAGGAUAAGUCGGCUAAGCCCAGACGAGUUCUCGACGUUAGCCAGGUUACACAGAUGGACACUUUGGAGGAGUAUCAACUACUCCUGGUCCUCUCGAAUAAGACGUUAUCGUCUUACCCUAUGGAUGCUCUCGAGAUAAGUGAAAACCAGAAUACGGUAGCAAAGCGACCCAAGAAGAUCCAAGGACAUGCAAACUUCUUCAAGGCAGGGAUCGGACUUGGACGCCACCUGGUGUGCUCCGUCAAGACAUCGGCUUUAUCGACGACUAUCAAGGUCUACGAGCCCAUGGAUAACCUGGCGAAAGGCAAGAAGAAGUCCGCUGUUAGCAAGAUGUUCCAGAGUGGCCAGGAUAGUCUGAAGCUCUUCAAGGAAUUCUACAUUCCUGCCGAAUCGUCGUCGAUUCACUUUCUUCGUUCGACUCUUUGUGUCGGCUGUGCACGUGGUUUCGAGGUUGUCAGUCUCGAGACCACCGAGACACAGUCCCUUUUGGAUCAGGCUGACACCUCGCUCGACUUCGUUGCGCGCAAGGAGAACGUGAAACCGAUCCAUAUCGAACGCAUGAACGGGGAGUUCCUUUUGAACUACAGUGACUUUUCUUUCUUUGUCAACCGCAAUGGCUGGCGCGCACGGCCCGACUGGAAGAUUUCAUGGGAGGGUAACCCCAACGCCUUUGCUCUCUCCUACCCUUAUAUUCUUGCGUUUGAGUCGAAUUUCAUUGAAAUCCGGCACAUCGAAACGAGUGAACUCGUUCAUAUUAUGACCGGAAAGAACAUCCGCAUGCUACAUUCUUCCACCCGAGAGAUUCUGUAUGCCUAUGAAGAUGAAUCGGGUGAAGACGUGGUAGCCAGUUUGGAUUUCUGGAACAAGCCGCAACAGUAG
Molecule: messenger RNA, 3498 nt
Organism: Aspergillus sclerotioniger CBS 115572
Lineage: Eukaryota; Fungi; Ascomycota; Eurotiomycetes; Eurotiales; Aspergillaceae
Gene: rom2
Product: putative Rho guanyl nucleotide exchange factor (Rom2)
Exons: 5
Coding region: 1-3498 (1165 amino acids)
Biological process (GO): intracellular signal transduction
Molecular function (GO): guanyl-nucleotide exchange factor activity
Source: RefSeq, a predicted model, not a curated record